Molecule: messenger RNA, 231 nt
Organism: Linum trigynum
Lineage: Eukaryota; Viridiplantae; Streptophyta; Magnoliopsida; Malpighiales; Linaceae
Source: the annotation of a GenBank genome assembly
AUGUCGACGUCGAAAGCAUUCACCUUGAAGUCCGACCAAAUAUUCAUCACACCAUGUGGUGGCAGUAGUCUUCACGUCUGCUGGUACAACGGCGACCUGAACGAUUUCCAGUUCCAGGGGGGAAAACCCGCCGGCCGCCGCCGCCUUGACGAGCAUUGGGGCAACAAUAAUCGAGUUCGCGUCGGCCCCACGGAAGAACAACACGAGGCGCGAUUGAGGGAUACGAGUUGA